GACGAACAACCACGUCGGCGGCGGCGCCUUCGGCUCGGACUCGCCCAGGGCUUUCCCCAGCAGCCUGCCUCCCGGGGCCGCGGCCGCCCCCGCCCCGCUCAGGGCCAACCACGCCAACCACACGGGCGCCAAUCACACCUGCCUGAAGGGCGCGUACGGCCCGCGGGAGCGCUCCGAGCCCGAGGAGGAGCUUCUGCAGCAGUUCAGGCGCGAGGAGGCCUCGCCGCCCGGGAGCUUCAGCGCUCACUACCUGUCCAUGUUUCUCCUGACGGCCGCCUGCCUGUUUUUCCUGAUACUGGGACUCACUUACCUGGGCAUGCGAGGGACGGGAGUGCCCGAGGAUGGAGGGCUCAUAAAAAACCCAUUUGAUGAAACAUUUGGAAAAAUACAAGAAAGUGAGAAGAAUCUUAUGAUGAGCACAUUAUAUAAACUUCAUGAUCGAUUGGCACAGCUUGCAGGAGAUCAUGAAUGUGGCAGUUCUAGUCAAAGAACACUUUCUGUUCAAGAGGCAGCUGCAUAUUUAAAAGAUUUAGGUCCUGAAUAUGAAGAUGUAUUUAACACCUCAUUGCAGUGGAUUUUAGAAAAUGGGAAAAAUGUUGGAAUAAGGUGUGUUGGUUAUGGGCCUCAGGAAGAAUUGAGAAAUAUAACUGAUGUGCAGUUUUUACAAUCCACAAGACCACAGAUGUCAUUUUGGUGUCGUUUUCGACGUGCUUUUAUUACUGUAACCCACAGAUUAUUAUUGUUAUGCUUAGGUGUAGUGAUGGUUUGUGUCGUUCUGCGUUACAUGAAAUACCGUUGGACAAAAGAAGAGGAGGAAACAAGACAGAUGUAUGAUAUGGUAGUAAAGAUUAUAGAUGUUUUACGAAGUCAUAAUGAAGCUUGCCAGGAAAAUAAAGAUUUACAACCUUACAUGCCCAUUCCUCAUGUGCGAGACUCCUUAAUACAGCCCCAUGACAGGAAAAAAAUGAAGAAAGUCUGGGAUAGAGCUGUUGACUUCCUUGCUGCCAACGAGUCUAGAGUUCGCACGGAAACACGAAGAAUAGGAGGUGCGGAUUUUCUAGUUUGGAGGUGGAUCCAGCCCUCUGCAUCCUGUGAUAAAAUAUUAGUAAUUCCUUCUAAAGUAUGGCAAGGCCAAGCAUUUCAUUUAGAUAGAAGAAAUUCACCACCAAAUAGUUUGACACCAUGUUUAAAGAUUCGAAAUAUGUUUGAUCCAGUUAUGGAAAUAGGGGAUCAGUGGCAUUUGGCAAUUCAAGAAGCAAUUUUAGAAAAAUGCAGUGAUAAUGAUGGCAUUGUUCACAUUGCAGUAGACAAAAAUUCUCGUGAGGGUUGUGUAUAUGUUAAAUGUCUGUCUCCAGAAUAUGCUGGAAAGGCUUUCAAGGCUUUACAUGGCUCUUGGUUUGAUGGGAAAUUGGUUACAGUAAAAUAUUUACGACUAGAUAGAUACCACCAUCGCUUUCCCCAAGCUCUUACUUGCAACACUCCCUUGAAGCCAUCAAAUAAACACAUGAACUCUAUGUCUCAUCUUCGCCUUCGGACGGGCCUAGCCAGUUCUCAAGGAAGUUCCUGAAAAGACGCUCGUCACUCCUAGGACUGUUAUUUACAGUGGGAAAAUUCCUGUUUCGCUUCCUGUCUUCCUUUCUAAAUGCUUUUUGUAUGUAAUAUUUUUAUUGCUCAGUACAGCUCUGUUUGAGAGUUCCAGAAAUCUUAAGGUUCCAAAGGGAUUUAACAGCGAGGCAGCAAUACUAAGUAGGUAGAAUAAUUAUUUCAUUCAGUUUUUGGAGCUCAGUUAAGCCAGUGCAUUUAAAGUUUUGCAUGGGGAACACUGACUUUAUACACAUUUUCGGAUACGGUGGUUAUAUUUUUGCACCAAGAAAGUGCUUGGGUAACCACACAAAAGCAUGGUGAAGAGACUUCUUGUAUUUCCAUAAUUUCUUGUGAGCUAAUGUGAAUUUUUAUAUACAGUCAUCUGCAUAGUUCCUUACAGGCUAAUGUGGUAAUACUGUUAAUUGCCAAUUUAAUCUUAGGUUUUUAUUGCUUGUAAGAGAUUCAUUUACUACAGCUGGAAAAUGGGAAAGCUUACUUGGUUUUAAUGGCUACAUAUAUGUGUAAGUGGAUGUACAUGUACUUAAACUGGCUUUUGUAUAUAUGUAUAAAUGCUGGUUGUGGUGAAAGUAGUCUUGUUUUGUGAGGAUGUCUGCAUAAGCAGUAAAAUAAGCUUUCUAUUUUAUUCAUAAUUUGUAUAUAUGUGUGUAUAUAUAUGAAUAUGUGUAUAUAUGUGUAUACACACAUACAUAUACACAUACAUAUAGCUAUACUAUUACAUAGAUUAAACAACUGAACACCUGGAAGUAUUAGAUAAGAGCUUAAAAUAUCUUUUAUAGAUUUUUAUAUUAAAACAUCUGAGUAUGAUUUUGUGUGAAAGUUCUGACACCAGUUGUAGUAGAUUCAGAUUUAUGUGAGCAAUAAAGGAACAAUUGGCAGAUAUUGGAAAUAUUUUGUGAAAAGCUGUAUUUAUUAAUACUAGGGCUGUGACAUAGUGCUGUUGGGAUUAAGUGAUUUUCUCAGUCUAUUUAUAAUUUAAAGAAAUAUUAUCAUCCUGUUACAUGUCAAGUUUAAAGCAGGGCACGUUGUUCCAGCAAAGUGUAUUAGACAAAUUAUAAUUGUAAUUUUGGGUCAUGAAAGUCUGCAAUAUAGUAAAUGCACGAAUGACCAUUGGUUUGUGCCUCAGUAUUUAAUUUGUUCUAAGAAAGUUACUUUAUUAUUGUUUAUGAUUUCAGAUUAAAAUAGUUGCUGAGCAAGGUUUACUUGUUACCUUAGCAACUGGCUUUAAAAAAAAUAACCAGUUAAUAUAUCAUUGUCAGUUCAAAUGAGUAUGUGAAACAGCUGGAAUUGUACCCAUUUUGACUUUGUUUAACCUUUAGUUGCCUUUUUUGUUUUAUUGUACGUGUUGGGUUUGCAGCAUGAACUUGCACAGAUACUGCACGUGUUCUGGUUAAGUAAACAUGAUGCACACUCUUCUCUAACAGAAAACCCUACUGUGCCUUACUGUGUGCUUUUGUGGGCACCAUGUUUAUGAAGAAUAAAAACGACUUGUUAUCUGAAGAGAAUAAAUUUUAAAAUCUCAGUUUAUGUCUCAUGCUAAUGUGUGAAAAUAUAAAUAUAUAUAAUAUAUAAAGUAACCGAUCUUUCUGUAUUUUAUGUGCAUCAUAGUGAUUUAUCUGAGCUUAGUGAUCGCCACCUUGUAACCUGUUGCAAGAGUGAAUGUAAAAAAUAGUUGUGACAUUUUAACAGGUCGCCUUUUGAUGCAGAUGCAUCGUUUUCUUGCUUCUGAAACAUAUUUCAUGUAAACAUUGUACAUUUAUUAUUGUAAAAUAUACUAUUAUGCAGCUUAUUUUACCUGAAACUGUUAAGCCGACCAAGAUUCCUCCCUGCAAGACAGAUGGGAAUGUGUAUAAUAAUUAGAUAUUUGAGAAGUUCUGAAGUUUGAUGUAAUCUGUUACUUGUCCUGUUUAAAAAAAGGAAAACAUUCUAAUUAAAAAUUUAUUAGGUUUUUUAAAAUG
Chinchilla lanigera (long-tailed chinchilla) is the source of this 3560-nucleotide messenger RNA. RefSeq names its product inner nuclear membrane protein Man1. The record is from RefSeq and is a predicted model, not a curated record. Gene Ontology annotation, cellular component: nuclear inner membrane. Gene Ontology annotation, molecular function: chromatin DNA binding. Lineage: Eukaryota; Metazoa; Chordata; Mammalia; Rodentia; Chinchillidae. Gene Ontology annotation, biological process: negative regulation of BMP signaling pathway; nuclear envelope organization.